Messenger RNA from Didymella exigua CBS 183.55, 834 nucleotides. Its product is annotated as adenylate kinase 1. The transcript is spliced from 4 exons. Gene Ontology annotation, biological process: ADP biosynthetic process. Gene Ontology annotation, molecular function: AMP kinase activity; ATP binding. Lineage: Eukaryota; Fungi; Ascomycota; Dothideomycetes; Pleosporales; Didymellaceae. Gene Ontology annotation, cellular component: cytoplasm; mitochondrion. Bases 1 to 834 code for a protein of 277 amino acids. The record is from RefSeq and is a predicted model, not a curated record.
AUGGCCCCUCUUACAGACUCGGCGGUCUCUGACCUCCAGGGAACCGUCUCCAGGCUCGAGAAGCGCAUUGCGGAGCUCGAGAGCAGGUUGCAGGGCCAGGCUAGCAUUGGCGAUCAGUCGCAGGAGAGCGUCAGGAUGAUCCUGAUCGGGCCGCCCGGUGCUGGCAAGGGCACACAAGCGCCGCGCAUCAAGGACAAGUUCUGCGCAUGCCAUCUUGCUACCGGAGACAUGCUCCGCGCACAGGUUGCUGCGAAGACAGCGCUUGGUCGCGAGGCCAAGAAGAUCAUGGAUGCUGGAGGUCUUGUCAGCGAUGAGAUCAUGAUCAACAUGAUCAAGACUGAGCUUGAGACGAACCAGGAGUGCAAGAACGGAUUCAUUCUUGACGGUUUCCCACGAACAGUCGUCCAGGCUGAGAAGCUCGACGGCAUGCUCGAUGCCACCAAGAAGCCCCUCCAGCACGCCGUCGAGCUCCAGAUCGACGACUCGCUCCUCGUCUCGCGCAUCACUGGCCGUCUCGUCCACCCCGCAUCUGGCCGCUCGUACCACAAGAUUUUCAACCCUCCCAAGAGCAACAUGGUUGACGACAUCACUGGCGAGCCCCUCGUCCAGCGCUCCGACGACAACGCUGAGGCCCUCAAGAAGCGCCUUGUCACAUAUCACACCCAGACUGCACCCGUUGUUGGGUACUACCAGAAGACCGGUAUCUGGAAGCCCAUCGAUGCGAGCCAGGAGCCCGGCCAGGUCUGGAAGAGCCUGCUCAAGGUCUUCGACAACAAGGCGUACGUUGCUGGUCAGACCGGCAGCCUGCUGAACAAGGUCGGUCUCAAGAACUAG